This is a messenger RNA of Hirsutella rhossiliensis, 1167 nucleotides long. RefSeq names its product glutamine amidotransferases class-II domain-containing protein. The coding region runs from base 1 to 1167 and encodes 388 amino acids. Lineage: Eukaryota; Fungi; Ascomycota; Sordariomycetes; Hypocreales; Ophiocordycipitaceae. The record is from RefSeq and is a predicted model, not a curated record. The transcript has 4 exons.
AUGUGCCGCUUCCUGGUCUACAAGGGCAGCGAUGAGAUCCUACUCUCCAAACUCAUCCUCGAUCCCACCCACUCCAUCCUAAAGCAGUCCUUUGACUCACGGCUGCGGCUCGAUACUCGCCGCGGCCAGAACAACGCCGAUGGCUUCGGUAUAGGCUUCUACACCGACCCCAAGCUCGGCUCGGCCCCCUGCCUCUUCACCUCGACCAUUCCCGCUUGGAACUGCACCAACCUCCAGCGCAUCGCGUCAAAGACGGCGUCCCGCCUCAUCUUUGGCCACGUCCGCGCCACCACCGAGGGCUCCCUCAGUGAAGACAACUGCCAUCCCUUUACCCACGGCAGCCUCAUGUGGAUGCACAACGGCAAUCUCGGCGGAUGGAAGCACAUCAAGAGGAGGCUGGGCGACCGCCUCGCCGACAAAUGGUACUUGGGCGUCAAGGGCGGCACUGACAGCGAGUGGGCCUUUGCCCUCUUCCUCGACACCCUCGAACGCCUGGGCCACGACCCGAGCGCCUGCCCCGAGACGGGCUUCGGGCCUACGGUGUUGCGCAAGGCCAUGGACUCCACCAUCGGCCAGAUCAACGAGCUGACCGACUCGAUACCGCAAAACAUUGUCCAGAGCGAGGACGUCGACACGAGGAGUCUCCUCAACUUUGCCGUGACCGAUGGCCACAGCGUCAUCUGCACCCGAUACGUCAGCAGCUCCAAGGACGAGGCCGCCAGUCUUUACUACUCCUCGGGCACGCAGUGGGUGACGCGGACGACGGACCCCAACGACCGGCGGUACCAGAUGGAGCGCAAGGACAAGGGCGCCGACAUUGUCCUAGUUGCCAGCGAACCGCUGACGUUUGAGAGGGAAAACUGGGUCAACGUGCCGACCAACUCAAUCUUGACGAUUCAUAGACAGACCGUCAUGGUGCAUCCGAUCCUGGAUCGAUACUAUGAACGAGACCCCUGUCACGUUCGAUCCAGCGCCUUUGUCCAAGCCAAGGGCCUGGUGUGCAACGAGAAGGCGCCGAGCCCGGCCCACGAGCCUCCGCAGUCGGGCUUCGAGGGCUACAGGAGAUUGGCGGCGCAGUCGAUUGGUUCCGGCAGCCGCAGCCCGGACCUCACCCGGAGGUCGUCGACGCCGGUGUCCGCGCGAGAGGGCAACGCGCCGCCUCGCUAA